AUGGCAGACGACGAUGCGGCGUCCGUGCGGGUGGCCGUGCGUAUCCGUCCGCUCAUUGGUCGCGAGAAAGUCGAGCGGUGUGACGAGUGCGUGUCCGUGCUAGAAGAGGAGAAACAGAUCGUCAUGGGCAAGAACCGCGCGUUCACGUACGACUACGUCUUUGGCAAAUACGCCCAGCAGAGCGACAUCUGGUGCUGUGUGGAUCCACUCAUUCGGGCCACGUUUGAUGGCUACAAUUCCACGAUCUUUGCUUACGGCCAAACGGGCUCGGGAAAGACGUACACUAUGGGCAGCGGCAGCGCGGUGCAUAUCCCACCGGAGGAUUACGGCAUUAUUCCGCGAGUGAUCAGCUACAUGUUCGAUCAAAUGGACGGCAAGGCACAGGAAAACGAGCACUACAAGGCCACGCUCAAGAUUCGGUUUUUGGAAAUCUAUGGAGAGGAAAUCCAUGACCUCCUCGUGCCGUUGGGGGGCUCGACAGGAGUCAAUAAAGUCAGUUUACGCGAAGCAGAGCAUGGAGAAGUGCAUGUCACGGGAGCUUCUGAAGUCCAAGUGAUGGACUCGGAUGAGUGCAUGAGGUUGCUUGAGAGAGGCACGUUGUGUCGGACGACGGGCAGUACACUCAUGAACGCCCACUCAAGUCGUUCCCAUGCCAUUUUUACGGUUACUAUUGAACAGCAUAUUCCUAUUGGCAGCCUUCCUGGUGACGGAAGAUCAAUGGGAGAAGGAGAUUACGAGACGAGAAACUCGUACUUCAAUUUUGUAGACCUCGCUGGCUCGGAACGGCAGAAGAGAACUCAAGCAGAAGGCAAACGACUAAAAGAAGGCAUUGACAUCAACAAGGGUCUUCUUGCACUCGGCAACGUAAUCAGCGCAUUGGGAGACGACAAAAAGCGGGGCAAAGUUCACGUUCCGUACCGAGACUCAAAGUUGACUCGUAUGCUACAAGAUUCCCUGGGCGGCAACAGCCGAACAUUGAUGCUUACAUGUGUGAGUCCUGCUGAUGUGAAUUUUGAAGAGACGCUGAACGCGCUUAAGUAUGCAAAUCGAGCGAGGAAUAUCCAGAACAAGCCUGUGGUCAACCGUGAUGAAGCAUCAGCCAUGACGAUAGAAUUACGUCGUCAGGUAGAAAUGCUUCAGAUGGAAGUGCAUCGACUGCGCAAUCCGGGACUUUCGGAAAACGAACUAAGGAUGGAUAGUGUAGGCACGAAUUUCAUUGGUAUGGCGAACGACUUUGACUCAUUUGGCAAUCUCCGAACUCGUGCUGAGAACGCUGAAAGUGAAGUGGCCCGAUUGACAGCUGAGCUGAAGCGUGGUAAAACCCAACUAGAUCAUCUGAAGGAAGAGAUGAUCGCAGCACAAGCAGAACGCGACUACUUGAGGAUGUGCGUCGAGGAAAGUGCAGGUGGAAAUUCUGUGUCUUCGGAGGAGAAAGAGGCAAAGUCAAGUGUCUUAAAAGAACAGCUCCGGACAAUUUAUGAACUGCAAGAAAAGCUGCGAGCAACCGAGCAAGACCGCGACAACGUCAUGAUACAUUAUCCGGGAUUAGCCACCAGCAGCAAGUGUAGUGGAGAUCGACCAGCGUCUGCUGCUGUAUUCGUCCUUCCCUCCCUAGCGGACGUCAACACAAACGUCGGUGGUGAGCAAUUACUUGAAAGGGCGGAGAAGGAGAUUGAGAGAGAAACAGCUCUGCUUAAUAAACUGAGAGAAGGUGAUAGCGGCGAUGGUGCAGGCGCUGACAAUGAUGGAAGCGGAGUCGACGAUGAUGGUGAAGGCUCGGCGGACGGCACUGAAGUUGAGGAGGAAAAGCAAGAGGAAGCAGAUCGUAUGCGCGUGUUCCAGCGACGUCAGCGUCACCUUGGCGAGUCGGUUCAGGACCUGGCUCACGAUAUUUCUCUGAAGGAGCAGCUGGUGCAAAACAUUCGUCAAGCUCAAGAAAACUUCGACAGGAUGAGGAGUUUUUAUGAACAGAAGAUGGCGCAAAUGGUGGAAGAGAUGUCCAAUGCUGAGGUGAAUCGUGACCGUCUUGUGGAGGAGAUCCAACAGAUCGAAAAGAAGGCAGCAGAUGGAGGUGAUACGUCGGGAGAGAACGGGCGACUGGCAAUGCUAUCACGAGAACUGAAGGUGAAGGAAGAAGAACUUCGCACGCUUCGGAAGAAGCAAAACGACAUAAGCCGUUUUAUGAACCAGAAGAAAAAGAACGAAAUGCAGCUACGUGUAUUGAACUCGGAGAUCAGUAACAUGAAGCGGCAAAAGGUGGACCUCGUCAAGAAAAUACAGGAAGAGAGAAAACGAUACGAAGAUGAGGCUAAACAGCGGCGCCGCGAGAUUAUGAGCCUCAAGCGCAGUCAACAGCGUGACAAGCAGCACAUCUUGCGCUUGGGCUCUCAGAAGGAUGCGCAGGAGCGGGUGCUCAAGCGAAAGAUGGAGGAAGUCACGGCUGCAAAACAAAAGCUGAAGCAUCAGCAGCAGCUGACUGCCGAGGCAAAGAAAAUGAACUCCGCAUACAGUCGAAAGAAGACUGCUGAAUCUAGCCGAGCUGAUCGCGAUGCCAAAUGGUUGUCCGAAGAGGUGAAACGGCGCGCCGAGGAGCAGCAAAAGCUGGAACAAUUGCAGAAAGAACGGGAGACUGUGGCGCAGGAGAUGGAGGUACUCUACGCUCAGCGAGAUCAGCUUGAGAAGGAAGUGAAGAACUCGAUCGCAUCUCAGCCCGGUGUCUUGGACGUACGAACUCCAUCGACGCGAAGCUCGCUGCAUGGGCAUUCGAACAGCGAAGAACGAGAACAACAACUUACUGCUACUGAAGAGCAGUUGCUCUUUGACUUGGAGGAACGGAUCGAAGCUUGUCACGCCCAGCUGGAGUACAAGGAAGAAAAAAUAUCGGAGAUUUCGGACGACGUCCGGGUGGUUGAUGAAGGGAAUGCGCUGGCGAAAAUUGAAAUGACGCAGUCUUUGCCUGAGGCUCGUAUGCUUCUGAAAAUGCUUUUCAGUAUAGCUGUCGAUGUAAAGAAGCAGGAUCAACGAAGGGAGCAAGAACUCGCCAAACUUCGAGUCGAAAAAGCCGAUCUUGUUUGUCGUCUUGAGCAAGAGCGAGAGAAAACGGUGCAAAUAAAGCAGAGUUACGAAGAGUCCUUGCAACGUGUGGCUCACGGUGGAAUAAGCUUUGGUGAGCUGUCUUCUGCACAUGAGACGCUUGAUGAGCGGAGUCGAGUGUUGUUGUCUGUGUCAGAAGAGAGAAGCUCGGUGUUGAGGAAGAAGUGCGAAGAGUUGGAAAGGAUUUCUUCCGCCAUGAGCCGAGAAAAUCAGUUGAUCGAAGACCGUCUUCAGCAAGAGCAGUCCGACCUUGCCGCUAGCAGAGAGCGGGUACGAUAUCUGGAAGCAAAGUUAAGGAGACUAGGCGCUGUUGCUGCUGGAGCAAGCCAGAAACCAGCCCGGUCUCGCAGUUCAGUGGUCAACAAGCUCGCUGCAGUGCAACGACGGGCACAAUCGCGGCCUACUUCCUGGACCAACAGGCAGGAUGACGAUGAAGAUAUGGCUACAGACGAAAACGAUGAUGGGCAUGAGCCGGACGGGAAUGAGGACGUCCUCAUGACAAGUGAUGACGAUAACGCCAAAACUUCUCGUUUGCUUGGCCACGAUCGCCGCCAUUUUGGGAUGGAGUCGGAUACUGUUGGUGGUAGUGAUCUGGAACUCGAGUCGAUGUCAUUGCAAAAGAGGUCGUUGCUACUGCGACAUGACGGUGAAGAAUAUGGUUUCCAUGACGAUGACGGGAGAGACAAUGCGAUGUCACCGCACAUGUGUAGCGACGAUUCUUCUUCCGCCGCAUCGAGAUCAAUUUUCUCGCGACUAUCGAACCCAACGAAUUUCACUGGUAUUCAUAAGAAUCGUGUGCGCGAGAGCGCAUCCAAGCGUGAAGUCCUCCACAGCCGCUCGGAGCGUAAUCGCGUCAGGCGCUUGAAGGACAAAGGGCAGCUUAAGUCAUCGAAAUCAUUGAAAGCUGCGACGGAACCAUUUGGAGCACCACCAGCAGGCGUUAAGAGUCCAGGUUCGAUCAAGAGCAACUCGGUCUUAGAAGUGCUCGCCAAUUUAAAGCGAGAGAACGAGUUCGAACACCACUUCAACAGCUCGUCCAGCUUGCGACAUCCGAUGUCCUACAUCACUACAGACCGGCCACGUGACUACAGUAGCGACGACAAAGAGCUUGCUGUCUCGGGAGUAGACGCAUUCAGCACGAUACCCCCUCCACCCCCUCAAGGUGACGUAUAUUCCCGUUUAGCGGGCCAAUACACGGCGUCAGCAAAGGGCAAACGUCAACCCGCGGCUGCUGCAACCCGUCGUGAACAGGCAGAUGUAGGCGAAAGCCCUGGAAAAGCCUUGGUACGUCGAGUCGAGCCAGAAGGGCAUGCGCACGUUGUUGACCAGCAUGGCUGUAACGAAGGUGCCGAUUGUCCUGGCAGCGAGAGCGAGUCCAGCUAUGAUCCGCUUCUCGGUGGUGACAGCCUCAUCAAACAGGUUCAUGACGAUUAUCAGGAGCGCUUAGCCCGGCGGAGUGCCGAUGCAAGAAGCCGAUUGCGUACCAAGGAUUGA
Messenger RNA from Peronospora matthiolae, 4587 nucleotides. The record is from the annotation of a GenBank genome assembly. Lineage: Eukaryota; Oomycota; Peronosporomycetes; Peronosporales; Peronosporaceae.